AGAAAAACAUGGAAAAACUGUUGGAUGAGUUCCGCUGCCUAUCCAAAUAUGCCCAGCGAAACACGAUCCAACUGCAUUGUCGGCAAAUUGGAGCUGGAGCCAGCGCAAGACGUGGACGCAUUCUCAACAUGUGCCUGGUUGCAUAGAGUUGAGGGGGGCGGCGUCGCCAGAUCUUUUGGGUUUCUGACUUUUGUUUCGCAGAGCCCACUUAACAAUAUUUACGCCAUUUAUUGGCAGAACCGCUCUGCUCUUACUAAAGCCAGACUCUUAUUAUCCAAUCGCUGGUCUCUAGUUGUACUCAGUGGAUCUGAUGCCAUUCCAAAUGCCAAACAACGUGGGCUGCAGUUUUGGUUUUGUUGCUGCUGCUGCUGCGACUUUUAUGGCGGCAUGUGUCAGGCAGCAGAGCAGCUGAGCGCUAAAUUGCUUUUGAUUGUUCUUAAAUACAAAAAUAAAAGAAUUAAACAAAACUAUGUAGUUGCGCACACAAAAAUGUCAACCUCCAAUUAA
This is a messenger RNA of Drosophila virilis, 507 nucleotides long. The record is from RefSeq and is a predicted model, not a curated record. NCBI's taxonomy places the organism in Eukaryota, Metazoa, Arthropoda, Insecta, Diptera, Drosophilidae.